Messenger RNA from Strongyloides ratti, 540 nucleotides. RefSeq lists its product as hypothetical. Lineage: Eukaryota; Metazoa; Nematoda; Chromadorea; Rhabditida; Strongyloididae. The record is from RefSeq and is a predicted model, not a curated record. Bases 1 to 540 code for a protein of 179 amino acids. The transcript has a single exon.
AUGCCAACUUUACCAAAAAUGAAUUCCCUUUUUGAAACUUUCAAUAACGAGGAAGUUGCCUUGAAAUUUCUUCAAGACGCAGAAAUCUUUCAAAAAAACUUGGAUUGUCCAACUUGUGGAAGCAAAACUAGUUUUCAAAAAAGCACUUUUAUAUUAAGAUACCUUACAAAUCAGUGUCGAAAAGCAAUUUCUGUCAAAAAAGGCACUUUUUUUGCCGGAAAGUGUUUGCCAAUGAAAAAUACUUUUCAUUGGGUUUAUUUAUGGCUAUCAAAAACGCUGAUGUCUAGUGCAAUUAUUCAUGUUAGCUGCAGUAGUGCAACGGCAACCACCUAUUAUGGCUAUUUUCGUCAGCUUGUUGCUAAUUCAAUCGACGAAAAUCAGUCUAUAAUAGGUAGAGAAGGAAUCGUCGUGAAAAUUGACAAAACAAAAAUGGGCAAAAAAAAGUAUAAUAAAGGCCACCGUGUUGAUAGAGUUUGGGUUGUCAGAAGCGUCGAAAAAACAAAGAAAAGACUUGUUUUUGCUGUUACCGUUGAAAAAUAG